Malaclemys terrapin pileata is the source of this 2229-nucleotide messenger RNA. It is a transcript of the gene MGAT2, whose product is annotated as alpha-1,6-mannosyl-glycoprotein 2-beta-N-acetylglucosaminyltransferase. Gene Ontology annotation, molecular function: alpha-1,6-mannosylglycoprotein 2-beta-N-acetylglucosaminyltransferase activity. Bases 224 to 1546 code for a protein of 440 amino acids. Gene Ontology annotation, biological process: oligosaccharide biosynthetic process; protein N-linked glycosylation. The transcript has a single exon. Gene Ontology annotation, cellular component: Golgi membrane; Golgi stack. The record is from RefSeq and is a predicted model, not a curated record. NCBI's taxonomy places the organism in Eukaryota, Metazoa, Chordata, Testudines, Emydidae.
CAGCCUCCCUCAGCGCCGGGCCGCGAGGAGCCGCCGGGGCCAUGCGCGCGCCGCGGCGCUGAUGCCGGAGGGGCGGCCCCGGGCGUCUCCUCCCCCUUCCGGGCUCGCUCCGGCCGCCGCCGGGGGCCAGCGGGGAGCGCAGCGCCCGCGAUGAGCUAGGGGCGGGCCCAGCCGAGCGGCAGGCCCCGCUUCCGCCCUCCGCCCCGCCGGCCGCCCCGGGACCAUGCGGCUCCGCAUCUACAAGCGCAAGGUGCUGCUGCUGGCGCUGCUGGUGGCCGCCUGCGGCCUGGCGCUCUGGGGCAGCCACGGCCGCCAGCGCAAGCCCGAGCCCGCGCGGGACCCCGGCGAGCCGCCCGCGCCCCGCGCCGCCAGCCGGGCGGCCGAGCUCGCCUCCGCCGCCAGCCGCCGGGCCGCCAACGCCUCGGCGCCGCCGCCGCCCCGGGCCGAGCCGGCCAACCGGACGCUGAGCUACCGCUCGCUCUUCUACCAGCUGAACUUCGACCAGCCCGUGCGCAACCUGGCGCGCUUCCCGCGCCGCCCGCCCGGCGAGCUGGUGCUGGUGGUGCAGGUGCACGAGCGGGCCGAGCACCUGCGGCUGCUGCUGGACUCGCUGCGCCGGGCCCCGGGCGUGGAGAACGCGCUGCUGGUGCUGAGCCACGACCUGUGGUCGGAGGAGCUGAACGGGCUGGCGGCGCAGGUGGAGUUCUGCCAGGUGCUGCAGAUCUUCUUCCCCUUCAGCGCCCAGCUCUACCCCCGCGAGUUCCCCGGCCACGACCCCCGCGACUGCCCGCGCGACAUCGACAAGAAGGCGGCGCUGCGCCUGGGCUGCAUCAACGCCGAGUACCCGGACUCCUUCGGCCACUACCGCGAGGCCAAGUUCUCCCAGACCAAGCACCACUGGUGGUGGAAGCUGCACUUCGUGUGGGAGCGGCUCCGGGCGCUGCGGGAGCACACGGGGCUGGUGCUCUUCCUGGAGGAGGAUCACUACCUGGCCCCUGACUUCUACCACGUCCUCAAGCAGCUUUGGGCGCUGAAGCAGCAGGAGUGCCCGGAGUGCCAGGUCCUCUCCCUUGGCAGCUACAACGUGGUGCGGGGUGGCUUCUCCGGCAAAGCCGACAAGGUGGAAAUGAAGACGUGGAAGUCCACCGAGCACAAUAUGGGCAUGGCCUUCAGCAGAGACACGUACCAGCAACUGAUCGAGUGCACAGAUGCCUUCUGCACAUAUGACGACUACAACUGGGACUGGACGCUGCAGCAUUUGACUAUCUCUUGUCUUCCAAAAUUCUGGAAAGUGCUAGUACCCGAAAUCCCCAGGGUUUUUCAUACAGGGGACUGUGGCAUGCACCACAAGAAAGCCUGCAGACCAUCCAGCCAGAGUGCCAAAAUCGACUCGCUCUUAAGCAGCAACCAACAGUACCUGUUUCCUGAAACAAUGAGUGUCAGUAAAAGGUACUCCAUGGCACCUCUCUCUCCUCACGUGAAAAACGGAGGGUGGGGAGAUAUUAGAGACCAUGAACUCUGUAAAAGUUAUCGCAGACUGCAGUGAAAAUCACUCUCAACUAGCCUCUCUUUUGAAUUAUUCCAUACUGUCUUAUGGACAGAAGUGUAUAAAAGGGUUUCUGGAUUGGUUUCUGCUUUAAGAUGAAUAAAUAUUCUUGUAAAAGGUGUCCAAAACUAGUAAUCUUUCAUGUUUCUCAGUUAAAUUUUUUAAAUGGGACAGGCUCUAUUGCUGAGAUCAGAUGGAAAACAAAAUUUAAGCCCAGAUGCAGAAAGUGGCCAUUAUGCUGUGCUUACUGACAAGGAUAAACAACAUUAAAAUGCAUCUGUUACAUUAGAGGGCUUUUCACUUGCAGAAUCUCUUAAACUCCAUGCAAAAUACAUUUUGAAAUGAGCAAAUCCCUAAUAUUCAAAGUACUGAGAAGAGUAAGGGUGGAAUGGAAUAAGCUUGACUGAACUCUAGUCAGGUCUCAGUCCAGCAGCCGUGUACUGUUUUAAAUAACGUUCUCAUUGUUUAAAUUCAGUGACAUUAAAGUAAAAUCAUUCAGCAUUCCACAAGCUUGUACUAUUUUAUUAGGCUUGCUUGAGAUUUGGUGCAUAUCUGCAACAGCAUUCUCUUAUUUGCUAUGUAUUUGAUUAUAUGAAAAGGGACAAAUCAUUGCUCAGUUUAAUGUAGAAAUAUACUUUUUUUAGUUCUGCCAAAAUAAAAUUCACAUUUGUAAUACCAUGAAA